This is a messenger RNA of Eruca vesicaria subsp. sativa (arugula), 1251 nucleotides long. NCBI's taxonomy places the organism in Eukaryota, Viridiplantae, Streptophyta, Magnoliopsida, Brassicales, Brassicaceae. The record is from the annotation of a GenBank genome assembly.
AUGGAUUCGAUUGAAGCGCCCUCGUUUUCGCUAGGGUUUGACCUUGAUGGGACAUCGGAUCCCAAGCCCGGAGACGAUGAGCCUGAGCCUGAGCCUGAGCCGGGACUUACGGUCUCAGAUUCGGAUCUGGAGGUUGGACCUGGUAGUUCAAGCCCGGCUCUGAAGCGGUUGCGACGCGGAGUAAAUGAUAUGAACGAGCGUUCUGGGGAAGAUGAUGCCACGGAGGAUGACGACGACAUCGAGGAGUUCUCUUCUCCAGAAGAUGCACCUGCAUCGACAAAAAGUCAUUUCUCUAGUUGCAGUUCAAGAGUCUCACUCCGUGCUUCUGGGGUUUUUACUAACCAACCUUCUUCUAUCUCUCGGAGCCCGGUAAAAAGGAUACGCUUGGAUGAUGUUCCACCAUCUACUGGCUCUGGGAUUUCUUCUGUUGCACCACUGUUUCAGAGCUCUAAUAGUAGUCCUCUGCGAAGGUUGCAGCUACUAGAUUCAGAUUCUGAAGAUGACCACCCAUCCACCAGAAGAAAAACAAAUGCUUCAUGCUCAAAGGUUCAACCACCUGUUGCCAGUAAACAAAAGAGAAAGGAACCUAGAGAUCUGUGGAAAGAUUUUCCCCCAGCGGCAGUUUCCAAGAUUCAGACACCAGCUCUGGAUGAUGUUUGUCAGGACUACUUUAGCUCGAUCAAGAAAAACACACCUCAGAAACAAAGCAGUGCUGUGGCAAGUAGUAGCAAUAGUGGAUUGUUUCAGAAAAAUGGGCAUUUCUUGGAUUCUUCCAACCCUACCCCUCCAUCUCAUCGUUUCUUCAUGCACAGUGAUCCAAGGAUCCAGAAUUUAGCCCGGAAGCGGUUACCAAAUUUCUUGCCUCUGGGGAUUUUCAAUGAUAGAGAGAACCGGCGAGAGGAGUGCCUUAUUGAUUAUAUGAACCAAUUUGGCAGCAACGGGAGUUCUAAAACCGGAGUUUCUAGCAGUAAAAGCAGCAGAGGGCAGACAAAGUCAAAGGUCUCGAAGGGCCAAGAGAGCUCCAAAGCGAGAUCUGCAGUUCCAAAGGAUGCUAGCAGAAGAGGUGUAUCAGCUAACGCUGGUAAUCCAGGUCACUGGUUCACAUCCUCAGAAGGAAGGAAGGUGUAUAUCUCUAAAAGCGGACAGGAGUUCUCAGGUCAAAGUGCAUAUAGAUGCUACAAAAAGGAGACGGGAGGCGGAUUUAACAAGUCUAGAAAGAAACGACCGCCAAAGAAGAAGGCGAAGAAUUGA